This is a messenger RNA of Pseudomassariella vexata, 1067 nucleotides long. RefSeq lists its product as uncharacterized. The transcript has a single exon. Lineage: Eukaryota; Fungi; Ascomycota; Sordariomycetes; Amphisphaeriales; Pseudomassariaceae. The record is from RefSeq and is a predicted model, not a curated record. The annotation marks the transcript as partial.
AGCGCGUUGCAAGCACCUUCUGCACGUUUGGCGUGGCUAUUGUCUGGGCUUACCCAGUUGCAAAGGCAGUCCACGAUAGCCGGGCUUUGCAUAUCGCAAGGUCAUCGUCAAAUGUCGAACCCUGUUCUUCUACAUUGCGGCUGGUGUGUCUCAUGCCUCCAACGGCUUCUGGCAGUUGGGCUCACAUAUGCUCAGCAGUUGAUAUUGUGGCUCGUGGGUCUGAGAUUCAGCGACCUGGAUCGCGACCGUGGCGUGAGCAACGGUCCAGGGUGGGCGACAGGCAUGAUGGAAGCCAUGCAUCAUCAUGGCUGCAUUGCGAAAUGGUGUAGCGUCGACACUCCCACGCCGGCCAGGAGCAGGAGUCCACUCACACCUUGCACCUGGUCGCGGAUGGGGGGUAACCCAUCCCUGAUGUUGCUCCGUGGUAUCGUGCUAGUGCAGUUGGGAGUAGUAAUUCGUAUCCUGGACGAAAAACCUGAUGUCUCACUCUGCAUGAUCCUUGACCGACUGUCUGUGGGUGGACAGGGGAGUGUUAUUGGCGAGGAUUCCGGUGCAGAUGGUGCAGGGCUUGCAGGUGGUGCAAGUUGGAGAGCAAUCGAAGCGUCAUUAGAUGCAGUUGAGACCGGAGCUCUAGAAUCGGCGUGCUGCCAUUGGGUGCUCGACGCGUCCUCAAACCAACAGCGAAAAAUCUGCAAGACCGUUUACUUGCUCAUGCGCCUUCUUGUGCGUGAGCAUCCUUCAAAUGUCGCAAACAAGAAUGCUCGAUGCAUUCGAUUCAAGGCGGGAUACUCGUGCCUUCAAUCGACCAACGCGACCGUGGUGGCAUACCAGCCGCCAAUUAGAACCGAUCCCCUGAGGGUGUGUUGAGGUAAGGAUUGGUUUUCUGGGAACUACUAGGAUAGGCUUGGCGAAGUUGGGGGAGUUGGUUGGUAGCUAGAAUCUUGGAGGUGCCAUGCCAUGCUCCAAGUCAGAUCUGUCAAAUCGUCAGGGUUCAACUGUCCGUCCUUGCCAUUUCAACUUUGGGACGGGCUGUUGUGUGGCUUGAAGUUUUUGCUGGGAUUUGCUAC